Molecule: messenger RNA, 443 nt
Organism: Populus nigra (black poplar)
Lineage: Eukaryota; Viridiplantae; Streptophyta; Magnoliopsida; Malpighiales; Salicaceae
Exons: 3
Coding region: 90-380 (96 amino acids)
Source: RefSeq, a predicted model, not a curated record
UUGCACAAGAAUACCAUAUCCUGCAGGCCCCCUUCCCUGCUCAUAGAGCUUCACUCUCUGCCUCUCUCUCUCUCUCUCUCUCUCUCUGAAUGAUGGAAGGUGAUGCAGCCAUGGUGAGGAUUCAAAGAAAAUCAUCAAUAGAAAGUGAGCCAAGGACUCUGACCAUGGAUCAAAUCCAAUUUGCUAGAGAGGCAGCUCUGUAUGUGGUGAAUACGAGGAGCAUAGAAGAAGCAUUGAGUAUAUUUACAGAGGGUUUGGAGCCCGUGGGAGGACGAAAUGGAGACAGAAUGAAGGAUAUUAGCAGAGAAAUGCAGUCUGUGGAAGAAUUAGAGCAGCUGCAGCUGACUGAGAUAAGAGAUAUAGCAUCUGCUCCUUUUUAAUUGAUUUUAAUUCUCUUUUUCAUAUGACAAUGUAAAUAUGAAUAUCCAAGUUUUGCCUUUCCC